AAUCACAGUCCAGACUCCAGACGCUGCACCAGACAGCUUGAAACCUUUGCUCAAGUGGCUAUGUGACUAACUAUGCAAACGUUUCUAUUAUUUCUAGAUUUGAUUUAGAACUAACAUGGAGAAGAUCAGCGAUUACCUCAGCAAGUAUAAAAACCACACCUUUGUCACUGCUUUAACAACUGCAGAGUACAUUGAUUCACUGCAGAGCUUUGAAAUACGAGACAGCGACAUUUUCCUCGUGACUUACCCAAAGUCAGGCACAAUAUGGACUCAGCAGAUCAUCAUCUCCAUCUGUGAGUUAGGUGGGGGUCUGAAUAAAUAUCUCAACAACUCCCAUCAGAUGCCGUGGCUGGAGUACAAGGAGAGCCACGACGACUACUUUCUGCGUUCGUCUCCGAGGCUCUUUUCCUCCCAUCUCAAGCCCGAUCUCAUGCCUCCAGGACUAAAGGACAAGAAGGCGAAGAUCAUCUACGUGAUGCGUAAUCCUAAGGACAUCCUGGUCUCCUACUACCACUUCAGCACAACCUUUGCUGACCUGGAGACUCCAAAGAGCUUUGACUGGUGUUUUGAACAGUACAUGAAAGGCAACGUUCUAGCAUCGUCCUGGUUUGACCACAUCAGAGAAUGGCAUCUAGUGAAGGACCAGUACAACAUCCUCUUCCUCACCUAUGAAGACAUGCUUCUGGACCUGAAGGCAGCUGUAACCAAGAUCUGCAGCUUCUUAGGGAAGAACCUCAGUGAAGAAGCCAUUGGACAAGUGGUCGAAAAAUGCACCUUCAGGACGAUGAAGAAAGAUCCAAAAGCCAACUACGAGUUUUUACCAAAAGAAUGGUUUAGUGGAAGCUUCAUGCGUAAAGGUCAGAUCGGUGACUGGAAGAACAUGUUCUCUGCUGCUCAGAGUGAGAGAGUCGAUAAAAUGCUGCAGGAGAAACUUGGUGACUUGUCACUGAAGCUCAUCUGGGAAUAAACAUCAGCCACAGCAACUUUAGGACUUUUAAUGUGUUUUCUGCUAAUAUCUGGUGAAAAUCACAAGAAUGCACAAAUAAUUAAAUGCUUUCUGAAGAAAUUGUAUUA
Molecule: messenger RNA, 1074 nt
Organism: Betta splendens (Siamese fighting fish)
Lineage: Eukaryota; Metazoa; Chordata; Actinopteri; Anabantiformes; Osphronemidae
Product: amine sulfotransferase-like
Exons: 6
Coding region: 116-967 (283 amino acids)
Biological process (GO): sulfation
Cellular component (GO): cytoplasm
Molecular function (GO): sulfotransferase activity
Source: RefSeq, a predicted model, not a curated record